AUUGAUUCGAUUCGCGGCUCACGAAAUUAGCCCUUUCGCGGCGUGACACAUUGAAAGGAGGGAAAUAAAAAGCGUUCACGGGUAACGGUAUGUCUCAGCCAUGGCGAAAAGACACGAAAAAGCGUACACGAUUUGCCGCCUGGACGCGCGCGCGCGGUCCAACUCGGCUCUCAGUGACACACUGCCUCGACCCGGCACAGCAUAGCUCGUCCUGCACGCAUCUGUCCGUCACGUCUGACGAGAUCCCACGGAAUCGAAAGCGUACAGACGCUUUUACCUCUCCCGCGCCUCUACAUACACUCAGACAACGAGAUAACCGACGAUACCGUGCACCGACGAUACACAUUCGACGACUGUCGGUCGAAAACUAAACGUGUUGCUCCCGCUUACGGAGCCAUCUGCUCGCGACGCUCGUAAAUAGUUGCACUUUCCAAUCAUGUCGGUGCAAUUUCAAACAUCGUAUUUUACCACUUUCGAUAAUACACAUGUUGAAUAUGCAUCAAAGACACUUUCUGUUCCGCUAAAAAGUUCUGAAAUUCGAGGUAGGAUCCUGAAAGGAGUCACUAUGACCUCGCCAAUAGAUCCAUUUAUCGUUCAAUGAAAUAUAAAUUGUACGUCUAUUAGUCUGAAUAUAUAGUUUUUCAUAAAAACAAACGAGUAAUACCUAAAUACUUUUAAGCGACAUAAAGUUUUCAAGGAAAACGACAUAAUUAGGCCGUCACGGUUUUCGCGCCUAAGAAUUAUAAAAGGCGGUGAUCGAUUAUCGAGAUUGCCUCGACGAUCAGUCUCGUAACUCGCACAUCGAAUUUAAGAUGUGGUAAUUGACUGACAGAUAAGGUUUUGCGUAGAUCGUUGAUACCAUAUAUAUAUAUAUAUAGAGAAUUGUUGUUAUAAUAAAAGUACCGGGUGUAGAUACAUUUUUGCACUUCAUAUUUUAUUAUCCUUUCGUUUUUGCAACAAUUUAGGAAAUGAUUUUCGUAAAUACUUUAAAGAGAGUAAGGUUAGGACAGCUGUAGCAACAGUGUUUGACGUGUCAGUGCAAUUGCAAAUGGCGGGCACCAAUGGUGACAUUUCCUUAGUAGGAAAGAAAAUUGAAAAAUUAACAAUAUCUGCAGAGAAACCGACAACGAAUAAGAAUGACAAAGAGAACGAGAAGAGAUCGGAACCUUGUUUCUGGGGAUUCGAAACUCGAGAAUUAUAUAGAAUCGCGGUUAACUUUUAUAAAGAAAAAGAGGGUAAAGCAGUUCACCUGUCUUAUGAAGACAAAUUAAAAUUGGUGGCUUUUACUCAACAAGUAACACAUGGCAAGUGUACGGCUGAAAAUGCACCACCUUUGGGUGUGUUGGAUGUAAUUGGAAGGGAUAGGCGUUUAGCAUGGCAAAAUUUAGGAGAUAUAUCUAAGGAACAGGCAAUGGAAGGAUUUAUAGUUUUAUUGGAUAAGUUGUGUCCAUUGUUUAGAACGGUUGUGGAAGCGCAAAGAAGGGAUAUAGAAGAGAAAUUACGGUUAAAGAAGGAAGAGGAAGCCAGAAAAUUAGAAGAAGAAAGAAGAUUGAAAGAAUUAGAUGAGGAAAAAAAGAAAGAAGAGGAAGCUAGAUUAAAAGAAGAGAUUCAAAGGAGACAAAUUCAAGAUGCCUUAAAUCAACAAACAUAUUACCAAUUUAAAAUGUAUGCAGAACAACAAUAUCCUGGUAAUCCAGAACAGCAAGGCGUGUUAAUAAGACAACUACAAGAACAACAUUAUCAUCAGUAUAUGCAACAAUUGCGUCAAAAUCAGUUAGUUAUAGAAGAACAAACCCCAGAUACAAAUGAUGUGGCAACAGAAAACGAAGAAAUAAAAGAGCACAAAGAAACAAAUGAAGCAGCUUCAAUAAAUGACGAAGAUUCGGAUGAGUUGUUAGAGGAUUAUCCACCUAUUGCUCCUGCAGAGAUGUGGACAAGGAAAGGAGUGGAGGAAUUCAAAGAAAUUAUCAGGAGAGAAGCUGGUGAUGCUGUUAUUAAAGUUGGACAUGGAGAAACUUUAACUGUUAGAGUGCCAACCCAUGAAGAUGGCACCUGCCUGUUUUGGGAAUUUGCAACUGAUGGUUAUGAUAUUGGUUUUGGAGUAUAUUUUGAAUGGUCAAAACCAGAAUCAAAUCAAGUAUCAGUACAUAUUAAUGGAUCUGAGGAUGAAGAUGAGGACGAUGAUGAUUAUGAAUCAAAAGAAGAUUUGGAAAGUGGAGUAUCUAAUGAUACCAUUCAAUCUGAUUACAAACCAUUGCCACCACCUAUAAGUGUAGUAGUACCUAUAUAUAGGAGAGAUUCACAAGAAGAGAUCUAUGCAGGAAGUCAUAGAUAUCCAGGACAGGGCGUAUAUCUUCUCAAGUUCGAUAAUGCGUACUCACUAUGGCGAAGUAAAACGCUUUAUUAUCGGGUCUAUUACACACAAAAUGGUUACGUGAAAAAUUAGUUCCACCGAAAGUCACUGCGAUUCGCCGAUCGUACAAUCGUUGUGAACUAGCCUGUCAAAUGGUCUGCCGAUAUUGCUAGUCCAACUAAACGAAGAGUCCUAUAUCUAAUUUUCUGUUCAUAUAAAGUCAAGUGUUCGCAAGGAAAAGAAAAUAUACUUAUUAUUAUAGUUAUGUAAAGACACUUUAUUGUUUAAUAUGGCAAGCAAAGUGGGCACAAGUAAAAGAAGAAGGUUCCUAUUGUCCCCCUUCCUGUGAAUGUUUAUAAACGAGCGAAACAAAAAGUAUGUAAACGUCGAUAAUACCGGUACACACGCAUCAAACAAAUUCUUCAUAUCCGAUAUAUUAGUGUCGUAUUCGAUUGUAUAUUAUGCCAGUAAUGUAUCGGUGAUUCUAAUGCAUAAUAUUGUUUAUCGUGGUCAGAUUUUAGUCUAUCUUUGUUAUUAUCUCACUCGUGUCUGUGUCUUAUACUUUUAUUAAUACUGUCCCAGGUUUUAGAAAAAUACAUUGAAAUUAAAAUA
This is a messenger RNA of Megachile rotundata (alfalfa leafcutting bee), 2965 nucleotides long. Its product is annotated as Golgi resident protein GCP60. Gene Ontology annotation, molecular function: fatty-acyl-CoA binding. NCBI's taxonomy places the organism in Eukaryota, Metazoa, Arthropoda, Insecta, Hymenoptera, Megachilidae. Gene Ontology annotation, cellular component: Golgi membrane. The record is from RefSeq and is a predicted model, not a curated record.